GACCUUUAGUGUUUAUAUUUUCGUGAUUAUUUUAUUUAUACGCGAUGUGUUGUUUUAAGUAGUUUUGGAAUAAGGGGAAACAUAAUUUCAUGAACAUGGCUAACAACAUAGCACUAGAUAAUGUCCAAAAAUCCCAUUGCCGUUUUUGUGCCGAAAACAAAGCCGAAAACGAGCUAUACGUUUUGACAAGAAACGAAGAAUUAAAUGAUCGAAUCAUGAAGAUCAUUGAAUCCCUAAAAAUUGAUUUUGUUGAUUUAUCUAACAGUAAGCUGCCAAGAUGCGUUUGCAGAGGGUGUUACGCCUUUUUAGAAACGGCAGAUGAUUUUUUUACGAAAGCGAGAAAUUCUCAACCCCUUUUGAGUGCAAUGUACGAGAAAGAAAAUAUUCCAGAAAUGACUGUUGAAGUCAAAACCGAAUCGUUCGACAUUGAAACCGAAGAUCUAUGCGAAGACGCCGAUGUCGAGAGGAGGAACAACAAUGAAGUUCUCGAUGAUCUCAAUGUUAAUGAAUUACAGAUUACACCACAGCCGCUGGUUGACGUCUUUGUGUAUUCGUGGAAAUCGUACAAGUGGAAAUGCUUACAUUGUUCUGUUUCUUUUGACUCAAUGAACGACUUGAGGAACCACAGUAAAUUUGACCAUAAGAAAUGCUUUGGUUUUAAAUGCGCAGACUGCGAUGAUGGAUUUAACACGUUCAGUACAUUUAUCGAGCAUGUUAGAGGGCAUCGGGAAGACCUUAGAAAUUACUGUCCGUAUUGCAACAAGAGGUUCGACGAUGCCGGCCAAUGUAUCGCGCAUUUAACCGAGCACGGGAUCAGCGAGGCCACAACCUGCCCCUACUGCGGCGAGAUAUUCCCUGCGACAGACCUCCUAGACACCCACAAGUCCAUAUACAAGAUGGUUGAGAUCCCUGAAGCCGUGCCCCCAGCGCCGACCAAGGAGCGCCCUCCAAAAGUUGAGUACAAAAUUCGCAAGGGCUGGAUGAGGUAUAAGUGGACUUGCCAGGAUUGUUUCAAGGGCUUUGAAGGUGUCGUGCCUCUGAGGGCUCACGUGCAGAAAGAGCACAAGAAAUGCUUCGCCAUAAAGUGUAUGGACUGCAACAGAAACAUGAGGAACUAUGCUAAGUUCGUAGAGCACGUCCACCAGCACCAGCCGUCUCUGAAAGAGUUCUGUCAGUUCUGCAACAAAAGAAUUCCCAGCGAGAAGAAGUUGAAGGCCCACAUCGAGGAGCACACGUCGGGUCCGCAGGCGCCGUGCUACGGCUGCGGACAGAUCUUCGAAGACAACAAGAUCUUGAAGAAGCACAUGCUUGAGUAUGACGCCCCCGCGCCGCCCAAAGCGCUGCAAGGGCGGGACAGGUCCUGCGACCAGUGCGGCAAGGUGCUGGCCACGCCGGCCCGCCUCAGGACCCACAAGCUCACCCACGACCCUGACAGGCCGCGCAGCUUCAUCUGCGACGUCUGCAACAAGGGCUUCCAGAGCAAAGAGAAUUUGCGAUGCCACAAGAGACUACACGGGACUAAGCGGCACGUCUGCCGGAUCUGUCAGCGGGCCUUCUCCCUGCAGCUGGCGCUGCUGGAGCACCUGUCCAAGCACAGCUCGUUCAAGCAGUUCGAGUGCGACCACUGCGGCAAGAGGUUCUGGUCGAAGAACCGGCUGCGGCCGCACCUCAAGUGCCACGAGGAGGUCAAGCAGUUCGUCUGCAAGACCUGCGGGAAGGGGUUCAGGUUCAACAACCUGCUUGUCGCGCACGAGCGCCAGCACACGGGCACGAGGCCGCAUGUGUGCGCGCUGUGCCGCCGCGCCUUCACCAUCAGGCCGCUGCUGAACAAGCACAUGAUGGCGGUGCACGGCACCACGCUGGUGCAGCACGAGGCAGCCACUAGGACCAGCGGGGACCAGGGGCGCUCCAAAUAAAGGGGUUCAUGUUCGCGAGCUUGUCUUUGUUACUUCCUACUCCCAAAUGAAUGAAUGAAUGACAGUAAUGAAUGAAUAAAUGAAUGAAUGAAUGAAUUAUUUUAUUUCAGACAACAACAAGUCCAUAUGUGU
Messenger RNA from Bombyx mandarina (wild silkworm), 2048 nucleotides. RefSeq lists its product as uncharacterized. The record is from RefSeq and is a predicted model, not a curated record. Gene Ontology annotation, biological process: regulation of DNA-templated transcription. Gene Ontology annotation, molecular function: zinc ion binding; RNA polymerase II cis-regulatory region sequence-specific DNA binding; DNA-binding transcription factor activity, RNA polymerase II-specific. Lineage: Eukaryota; Metazoa; Arthropoda; Insecta; Lepidoptera; Bombycidae. Gene Ontology annotation, cellular component: nucleus.